AGAAGCUCGCAGGGAGCCUCGCUGCAACACGGAGACACAGCCUCACUGCUGCCUAGCGGAUUGCGGAGUCCUUUCGUCCUCCUCGGAUCCUUGGCCAGCAAGCACAGUCGCUCGGCUACUACCUGCAACCUCCUGCGGGAGCAAACGGGGUUUAAAGGGGGAGUUCCAUUCGCUUGCCUUGGGUUUACCAGAAGAGUCGUCGGAAUGGAUUACACGCGACUGAUCCUUCCCUUGCUCUUUGUGAUCAGCCACACAGGUAAGCUGAGGAAUCGGCUGCGCUUUCUUUCUUUUUUCACCCCCCCCGGGGGGGGGGAGAUAGUGCAUGCUACUCCUACCGCCUCCACUCCCGUUUUUCCAAGUUCCCACUGCAAGCGUGCCUAGGUCAAGAGUGUACUUUUGCUGGUAGACUGCGUCCAGCCGAGGAAGAGUGAUAAGGCUCUGAGGCCACAGGUCUGAAGCUACUCUCUCCAGUCUUUUACCUGAGCGCUGGCUUCUUCGCUUCGCUUGCUACCAAGGUGUUAAGGAGCGCCUCGGCUGCGAUCCACAAGGCCGUUAACCCGGAGUGGCUGGUUUUAAACCAGAUUCCUCCCUCUGAGAGUUAACGCGAUCUUAUGGCGGAUAAAUGUUUGGUGGCAUGUGCACCACACACCGAGUAAACGAGCAUUCUGCCGCUACUGGUUAUGUGGUUGGGAAAGUUCAAUUAUUUAAAGGGUUCUUCUUUUAUAUGCCCCGUCUCAUCCCUUCGAGCGGAUUUUCUCGACCUCGUUUAAUCUCUACGAAUAAUUCUGCAUUGACAUGUUGUGCCCGGGGAGGUAACCUGGAUGGGAUUUCGGACUAAGGGCAUCCUGGUUUUACCGCACUCCUUUGCAGAGCUAAGCGCUCCUAAAACCCCAUUCCUUUGAACAGACUUUGGCACGCUAAAGACACCCACAAACUCCACAUGCGGAGCAGUUGGGGGGUCCCCGCCGCCGGUGAGAAUUACAAGCGGCCUGACCCUGCUCAUGCCUACUCGGAAGUAAACCCUAAUAAUAAAAAGGUACAACUAGCCCGUCCAUUGCCUAGAAAUCGCAAAUUGCCUUACCUGAUCUGAUUCUGACUACGUUUUAGCCUCCUAUACCUACGCUGCACACACAGUAUUCGAAAGAUGCUCAGGAUCGCAUUUUCCCUCUUAGUGCGCAUCUUCAGAAUACUGUAAGCGCAGGGACUCUGGAUUCGCCUAUUUAAUGGAGCUCGUUGCGAUUGUAUGAAUUCAAGGAGUCGAGCUACCCUCCCUAGACUGGGGAAUAAGCCCCCACUGAAUACAAGGGUUGCUUCCCAGUAGGCUAGGUUACGAUUUUUCCAGAGGUGCCAACUUAAAAUAUUUUGGGGGAGGGGCAGGUAAGCCUUGUCCCGCAGGAUCCUCCACAAGAAGCCACACGCACACAGCAUUUGAAUGGCAAUGCCCAUCAACUGGAGCGGGCGCUAGCGACCCCCUCAAAUACUUUAUUGGGGAGGCGAAGGGACCUCGGCCUCUAGGAGUUGGUUACUAUGUCACGCAGGAUCAGGAGUUGAGGGAAAGCGAGGUGGAGUGGAGGGGCGAUGAUCUGGGUCUAAGGCCCCCCUCGGAGGGCAUCCCCAAGGCAGCCACCGCUCCGGCUCUGCGGUUCCUCCAACAAUGUGUGAAAUGGAUUUAAGACUCAUCAGCUGCUUGCAUGGCGCCAUAAAACAGAAGCACUCCGGUUUAAAAGCCCUUGCGCUCCGUCUCCCUUAGAUUUCCCCUUCCUCUGCUGGCUCGGAUCAAAAAAUCUGCGUCUUUAUUAACAGCCACGUGGAGAAAGUUUCCCGGUAACGACGAUCGCCGCGUGUCCCUGAUAAACCUUGCGCUGCCCUGAGCGUCUCCUGCGAGCCGCCCUGCAGGCAUGGCAGCUGCUCCCGUCUCCUUUCCGAAUAGCGCGCCUUCCCUCCCGGCCAAGCUCCGAUAGGAGCGCCUGCCUGUCUCGUGGCUUCUUUCCCCUUUUUGCUCAAGCGCUGCUCUUUCUCUCUCCUGCAGCUGCUGCAGACGCGGAGCUCGGCGCCUCCGAGAGCGCUCAAAGGCAGCCUUCGAGCGCCCCCUGGCCGCUGCGCAGGUCCAAGCGGUGCUCCUGUUCUUCCCUGAUGGAUAAGGAGUGUGUCUAUUUCUGCCACCUGGACAUCAUCUGGAUCAACACUCCCGAGUGAGUACUGCCUCCUCCUUGGAACUAAGCCAUUAAUGCAGGUUUUUUUUUAUUAUUAUUGCAGCGAGGUUGCUGCUUGCGGUUGUGGCAUAAUUAGCCUGCUAAUUCCUCCUUUAAAGUAACCUCGUCAGCUCAUCUGUCUGGUGCUCUCUCUGGGCCAUAAUCACAGCACCAGUCUGGUACCCAGCGGAAGGCUAAGUGUAUCUUAGACUUUGCAUAGCACUAGCUGAAAAAAAUCAUAAUUUUAAAAACACAAUUAAGCACCAAAGCAUUUCACGUUGGUGCAAUAAAAGUACAAAUCAAGGCAUUGCUUUCUGAAAGUAUCACUUCACUAAUAGUACCUUUAGUGGAUUCAGACGUAACUCUCAAAGUCCAACAGGGCUUACUCCCAAGUAGGUGUGUAGGAUUGCAGCCCUAAUGGUUGCGACUGCAAUCCAUGAAACCAGUGGGAUUUAAGUAGCUUUAUAGGUGCAUCCUAGGAUAUCCUAGGACGCUUCUUAACGACAGGAGAAGAAGACUUGAAGUAACAUGAAGAAUGCUGAGGGUUGCAUUUUACUUCCAAGAGAGUAGUGGCUCAUUAUAUGAAACAAGGUUUGCUUAUGGAUAAACAUGCUUACUAUCCCCAGCUUUUCAUGCUAUUCUGGUCCUAAACAAAUUUUAAAUUCUUCUGCAAAGAAUUUGUACUAGGCUGCUUAAUGGCUAAAAAGUUAAAGCCAGUUAAAUUGUUUUGUUUCGGGAUUGUGUGUGCAUUGGGGUAGGGUAAAAGAGUUGAUUCGCCCAGAAACAAAAUAAUUUGCAGCGUUAGACUGAAAUUUGUUACUGGAUUGUAGCCAAGAAGGGAGGGGGAGGAAUAUCUUUAGCACAUUCCGCUAAGACAGAAUCUAGUCAAAAAUUCUUUCUGUGGCUCCUUGCUGGCUCAGCAUAAUGUGUGGAAGGACCAUGGUUAAUCACCAUUAGAGAUUAGCAAAGAAAGGCCAGGAAUGCUGUUGUCCAAAGAACUGUGUUGUAUAAUUAAAAAGCACCAUUGAUAAGGGCGCUGAAAUGUAUCUUUAAAAACCACCAUCUGGCACUAACAUCACCAAUAGCAUUUUAAUUAGUUGCCUUAAUAGUGUAAUAAUUGGAAGGAGGGCUUCAUUGCUAAAUAGACAUGAAUGGUGCAACUUAUUUGUAUUUUGAAUUGGGAGAGAGCUCAUUGCAUGCUGAUGAAGAUGCAUAACGAAUCUUGAAUUUUAACACAUCUCGCACAGCACACUGAAUUCUGAAUUUUAACACGUUUCGCACAGUGUGCAGAAGCAAACUUGGUUUUUGUCUUCAAGUAGGGACACCUCCUUGACAAGUGUACAUAUUUGAUGCCAGCGUUUGCAAACAUCAAUUUGUCUUGGUCACACACUAUUGUGCUCCGGAAAAUGAAAUUUGUAAAGUGGCUCUAGAAGUCAGCCUAAAUAUGAGUUCCCUCAAGUUUCAGUUGUGGCAGCUAACAUUUGCUAAAAUGGAAACUGGUGUUGCUUUUUCCACCAGCCUAUGCAAAUGUGUGUUAGAAGUUAUUAGCAAAUGUGAGUUUCAACCUUUGGUGUGGCCAGAGUCCUUUUAAAUCAACGCUCCUAACUUUUAUUUCUGUGAGUGAAUUAAACAGUUCUCUCCCUCUUCUCUCUCCCCCCUCCCUCCAACGAUAGGCGAAUUGUGCCAUAUGGGCUCGGGAGUCCUUCCCGAUCAAGGCGGUCACUGGAAGAUUUACCUCUUGGAAGACAUGGAAGAUGCCAGUGUGCUAACCUAAAAGACAAGAAGUGCACAAGCUUCUGCGAGACUGGAAAAGAACACUGGUACGUUUUGGUUUGUUCUGUCCUCUUUCACCUGUGCUAUAAUGAAUUGAGUGCUAGGUUCCAAUUUAUUAGAUACAGUCGUACCUUGUUUUGCGACUGGAAUCUGUUCCGGAGCUCCGGCCGCUAGCUGAAAAGGACGCAGGGCAAAGUGCCGCAUAUGCACGAAGCGGUUUGUGCUUCUGCGCAUGUGCGAAGCGCGAUUUAGCACUUCUGCACAUGCACCAGCGGCAAACCCGGAAGUAACCCAUUCCGGUACUUCCGGGUUUGCCGCGGACGUUUGCCAGAAUGGACGCUAGAUGAAGCGGGUAUUACUGUACUAGAAUAAGUAUACUAUACAUGAGUAAAACCUGUGUUUGUGUAAAAGGCCACAAUUUUUUUUAAAAAAGCUUAAGUGUAGGCAAAGAACCAGAGUGGUAUAUAGAGUGUUGGACUCACAUACUGUAAGAUUCAAAUCUCCAUUGAGCCAUGAAACUCAUUAGUGAUGUUUGGUCUCUUAGUCCAGCAUACCUGUUAGGCUCUUGUCUAGUUAAUAUUGGAGUGUUGACAAGUAUGGAGAAAAGCUAGGGUAAAAAAAGAAAUGUAAUUGUUCAUUAUAUGUAAAUCAUGCAAAUGUCCUCAUAGCCGCACCUCUUUUGCUCUUUCCUUUUAAAAAUAUAAACAGGACUCAGUCCACCACAGAGAAAGGCUGGAGAAAUCUUCAUAAAGAUAGAGGUUGCAAAGGGCUUGGAUUGAAAUGUGCGUUCAGACAACUGGCUAACAGCAAGAAAAUGAGAAGGUGAGUUUGUUAUUUGAUACCCUGUGGGGGAAAGGGUUGAGUGAAAGAAAUGUCUGUGCAAGAGGGUAUAAGCUGUGUUUAGUUCUCUUAAAAAAUCUGGGGAAAGUGAAGCCUUUUGGUAGCUGGGGUAGAAUCUUUGCACCACAACUGUUACCUACACAGUUUCUUCAUUGUAUGGAACAGACUGCUUCAUGGAAACCAGGAAGUGUUAGGAACAGGACCUUGGAUCGGAUAGAUUUGCAUUCAGUUGAAUUGCCUUUAGGCUACUUGGCAGAUGUAUUUUGCUCAUAUGCAAGCAUCUAAUUAAGCACCAAAUAUGGUGCCUGAAAUAAGUUUUCUCACAGACGAGACUGGCAGUGACUCUAAAGGGUGUUUUUCUCCCCCUUUUAACUUUACCUGAAGCAUAUUGAUCUCUUACUUUUGUGAUUAAUGUUGAGCAUUAUCUUGCAGAAAGUAAUCCUAUUUAAUAAAUUUAUGUAAAUAUCCUGCUUCCAAAAUGGGUUUGGCACUUCAAAGUGCUAAGUCUCUUCAGGGGAGAAAUCAUGCCUAUGCAGUCCUCACAAUAAAUUAAAUCCUGGCUGUGGAUGACUGCAAAAAGAGUUCCACGUAUGGACACCAAAAUAUACUGCAUAUACACCAUUUAAUGUACAUGGAGGCAGAUUCUCAUAAUAAAAACUGAGGUGCAAUGUGCGUUAGUUGUCAUUCUUCCUUUUUGAAACUGCUGCUGCUUUUAACAGCAGACUGACACAGGGAUUUAGCAAGUGAGACUUCUACCAUCCCUUUGCUCCCUGCCAUAAAAUAUGGCAGACCUUUAGGGUUAUAUUGAAUCAACUUGAAUUAGUAUAGGACAGGUUUUUCCCAAAUGGGUCUCCAGCUGCUUUUGGACUACAAUUCCCAUCACCCCUGACCACUAGUCCCGCUAGCUAGGGAUGAUGGGAGUUGUAGUCCAAAAACAGCUGGAGACCCAAGUUUGGGAAGCCCUGGUAUAGGAGUAUGUGGAUGUGUGUUUCGUUUAACAUCUCAAAAGGUGGGAAGGAAAAAGGAGCAGAAUUGCUAUGUACAAGCAUCUAUACAAUCUGGGUUACAUGUGAAUAGGAAGAUCAGAAUGUAUGGUCUCUCGAUUUAUUUAAUGGUUUCUUGUUUCUGCAGGUUGGAUGCCAUUGGUAAUAGUAUCAAAGCGUCUUUUAAUAUUGCCAAACUGAAGAGCAGGCUGCACAAACCAAAGCAGAUGAAGCAUAACCGAACAUAUCAAAAGCAAAAUAUUUGGGAAAGCCUGAAGACGACGUCUUAGUGGAAAGAUCACCAACCCUAAUCCUCGAGUCAUCACGAAUUACUGACAAAGCAUUGCUGAAGCUCUGUUUUGACUUCUUAACAUUCCACUCCACGAAAAGAUCAAGGAGUGUUGUUCUAAAUAUUAACUCUCUGAAAGUAGAGGAGGGCCCAAAUAAAUCUUCCCUUUGGACAGAUGACAAAGCAGUUAAAUACUGCCAUCUUCUUGGAAUUCCAUUGAAUAGGUUGGGUCAAAAAGCAUCCCUUCAACUGGUUUUCUUUUUCGGUGGGCUGUCAGAUGAAGAAAGGGCAAAUCUGGGCCCCAUUUCUUAAGAGAGGGUAAAAUUGAAGCAGUGAUCUUAUUUGGUUUGGCAGGCUUCUCUUAACAUAUAAUGCAAGCUCUUUUGGGAUCAAGAAGAUCAGAAAUGAAGAGGUCAAGAUCUGAAAGAGAAGACUUGCAUCAUUUUGACUUAAAUUAAAAUGGAAAAUGACUGUGCUACUUUGAUCAGGACACACAUCCUACAUAACAACUCUACCUCAAAUGCUCUUAUGUUGCACUCUUGCCAAAGUAUUGUUAUAACUUUUUUGUGUGACCUUCAAGCAUCUGUUACAACCUCUUAUUUUUUAAUCAUUCAUAAAUGCCAGUAGCUCGCCAUUUUGUAGCUCUGAACUUUCAAGGCUGCGGAUAAAAAUGGUCUUCUACACUCUGUGCUAACAAAGGAAAGAAACUUAACAGGCCCCAUCCUAAAGAUGGCACAGAUUCCUGGGAAGUAGAUCUCACUGCCUUUCUGCUUUUGCAGUGCAAUCCUAUGUCUUAACUUGGAAGCAACUCCUAUUGAGCUCAAUGGGACUUGCUCCCUGGUAAGUGUGUACACGAUUGCAGCCUCAGAUAAGCAAGCUUGGGGUUGAUGUGCACGAGCUUGGCAGAAAUGAAGUUUAGCUUAACACAGUAAACUGCAUGAACACUCAAUGCAAGAGGAGAUCUGACAGCGUUUAGUGUAAUGUGGAGAUGCGGAUAACUAAUAUCCUAAUAAGAGGUAGAUGCUGCAUUGGCGCGAUCUCUUGAAAUGAAAGUCUGUAUGGCAGCAGGUGGCUUAAAAAUAAGACGAAAAAGCAGUGGAUGUUCAUAGCAGUGGGUUUAUCUAUAAGACAAUUCACUGAAUAAGGUCUGGAUUGUAAUUUUGUAUGAUGUGGCAUAUUUUUUAAUCUAUAUAUUGUAUUUAUAUUCAUGAAACUGACAUUAUAUUUACCAUGUUGAAUAUUCAUUGAAACAGGCCAUAUUGGUCUAUGCAUGUCUUAUGUAUUUCUGUAUGAAAUUAGGGGAAAUGCCUUAUGUCUGUUAAGGUAAACAUAUAAGAAAUAAGAAAUAAAUAUUUUUAACUACUGC
Podarcis lilfordi (Lilford's wall lizard) is the source of this 7443-nucleotide messenger RNA. NCBI's taxonomy places the organism in Eukaryota, Metazoa, Chordata, Lepidosauria, Squamata, Lacertidae. The record is from the annotation of a GenBank genome assembly.